UUUUUUUUGCAUAUAGGUAUAUGAUGAUACAACUGAAGGCAGAAAAGUCUGCACUUAUUACAGACUGGAUUCAAUUCCUGUUGUGCUUAUUAUUGAUCCCAUCACUGGCCAAAAGAUGCGCUCGUGGUGCGGAAUGGUUCAACCUGAAAGCUUAUUGGAAGGUCUACUGGCAUUCCUUGAUGCAGGUCCUAAGGAUCAUCACAUUACCUUGUCUCACAAGCGUCCUAGAGGAAGUUCUAGCCCACCUAAAACUAAAGCUAUUCUAGAUUUAGGUGAAAAUAAAGAAGAGGAUGAGGAAGUUCAAAGAGCUCUGGCAGCUUCCAUGGAAAGCAUGAAAGAAUCUAGUGUAAUGGCUGGAAGAGAUAAUAAAGAUGCAGAUUUUGCUGUCAACUGGCAAGAAACAGCCUUGCCUAAGAGGCCUGCAUAUCCAACCCUGCCUGAAGAACCCAAGGCUGAAAGAAAUCUCCUAUGCAGAGUCGGUGUCCGGCUUCCAGAUGGACGCCGGGUACAGCGUAACUUCUUUCGCACUGAUCCAAUUCAGCUGCUGUGGUCAUUUAUUUCUGCUCAACUAAAGGAAGAUGAGACAAAGCCAUUUAGAUUAACACAAGCAAUUCCUGGAGCGUCUAAAAAUCUGGACUAUGAAAGUAAUUCAACCUUCGAGGAAUCAGGGCUUGCCAACUCUAUGAUCUCUGUGACUUGGGACUAAGUUUUAUUCAUUACUGGGUUAAAUUUUCAGACUGGAGAAUUUUGGAUUGGUGAUUCCCAUCUAUAUAUGAUCCCGUUUUCAUAUUUUGAUGAGACUGGUUUAUGUCUAAAGAAAAGGGGAAGGUUCAUUGAAAUAUUUUUGUGUAUAGAUUCUAAAUGAUGGGUAAAAUCAAGUUAAUGAAAAUAUAUCAAUGUUAUUACUUAUUAGGUAUUAGUACUAUUCUCUCCCCUUGGGCUU
This is a messenger RNA of Gastrolobium bilobum, 943 nucleotides long. Its product is annotated as plant UBX domain-containing protein 7-like. Lineage: Eukaryota; Viridiplantae; Streptophyta; Magnoliopsida; Fabales; Fabaceae. Gene Ontology annotation, molecular function: ubiquitin binding. Gene Ontology annotation, biological process: proteasome-mediated ubiquitin-dependent protein catabolic process. The coding region runs from base 116 to 706 and encodes 196 amino acids. Gene Ontology annotation, cellular component: nucleus. The transcript is spliced from 4 exons. The record is from RefSeq and is a predicted model, not a curated record.